Geodia barretti is the source of this 4789-nucleotide messenger RNA. Lineage: Eukaryota; Metazoa; Porifera; Demospongiae; Tetractinellida; Geodiidae. The record is from the annotation of a GenBank genome assembly.
AAUUAAUUCACGGUGGCUGCAGAACGAAUGCAAGGUUUUUGGUGAACAAACAUACCAUGUUCAAAGUUUGUGUGGUUUUCCAAAUGUGUAUAACAUGACGACGGUAUGGUAAUAGUGCUGCUGCACUUUGCUCGUAAAACUAGUUUCUUAUCGUAGAGUUCAGAGGACUGGGUGGGCUCACUCUGUUCAGAUGACUCUGUUCUCCUAUAUUAGUACAUUCCUCUCAGCAUACUCUUGUUCAUCUCCUGUCCCUCUAGAGACGGCAAGUGGGGCUGAGGACUCCGAGGAAGAGUACGAAGAGGCUCAGGGACAAGAAACUGACUCCCUCCCCCUCUCCUCCUCCAUGAACUCCAUAUCUUCUGGAGAAGACAUGGCCUCAGCUCCAGCUGUGGGGGAGGCUCCAGAGACCCACGGCGUGGACAUCCUCCUCCUGGUGAUCCAGGGAGGUGUGACGGUGCAGCGAGACUCCUCUCUCGGUCGCUCCAUCGACUUCAGAACGUUCAGCUCAAACCUCGCCAACGUGGCCGAGCUCCAUUUCCACUCGGCAGCCGGGCGAUGGGCUCUGCGGCAAGUUCCCUGUCCUGAUCUCACUACACACGCCUACCAAAUCCUCUGUCAGGUGAAUCCAGUGCCAGUGUCUCUGGAUAGUUUGGUAGUGGAGCCGUCCCUUCGUCCCUCCUCUCCUCCCUCCCCCUCCUCCUCCAGCACCUUCCCCACACACCUCCCCGUUGCCGUGGUUCCCCUCCUCACCACACAGUCUCCAGGAGUCUAUCAGGAAUUCCUACAGUCUCCCGAAGGACACGGUUUCAGCGGACAAGUGUGUCUGAUCACUGACUGCAUGGGCUCAGUGGCUGCUUAUGACAUCCUCACGUCGCGCCCUUCCUCCCUCUCCCCCUCCCCCACCUCCCCGAUAUCACACUCCCUCGGAGUCCCUGGACAGCGGAGAACUCACUCCUCCUCCCCUCACCCCUCCUCUUCCUCCGCCCCCUCUACACCUCAUCUCAACAGAUACUUCUCUGUGGAGCUGCCACCAGUCCCCAGGCCUCUGUCCUCUUCCAACAGGAAGCAUUCCUCCUCCCUCACUCCUCUCCCCCUCACCACCCUCACACCCUCCACUCCUCACCGCACUACCAGUGUCGGUUUUGACUUUGACUUUGACGUGACCCAUUUCUUCUGCCUCGGAUCACCUCUGGGGCUGGUGCUGGCCUCUCGCCAGAUGACACGCUCACACCACGGAGCUGCAGCCCCACUCCCUCCUCCGCGACCCAGCUGUCUGGGGUUCUACAACCUGAGCUACCCCCACGACCCCAUGUCCUCGAGAGUGGAGCCACUGUUGGAUCAGAGGUUCUCUCAGCUCUCACCUGCCACUGUACCCGUCUACCGCCUCCACCCCAAAGGUCUGGCAGAGCCCAGCACUCUCCACGGAGCUGUAUCCAAACAUCCUCAUCUGUUUGCCGUCCGGCGACUGGCUGGUGGUGCCCACAGCCUCAAUCGUAAAAAGUCCAUCUCUGCCGAGUGUGUCAUCACCGUGGAGGAAGAGGGGGUAAUCCCUGCCACACCCACUCAUUUAGAGGACCUGAUGCCAUUCUCAGUGUGGUGGUCUCGACAUCGUCUGGACUACCUCCUGGAGUCACCUUUGACCUCCAGUUCCCAUGACUACCUCCCCCUCACAGCCAUCACUCAUGUAAUCCACUCCUCUUACUGGGAAGCCAAACAAAUCGUCUCCUUCGUCCUCAGACAGGUUCUCCACCACAACUCGACGUGUAUAGUGCGAGGCUGGGAGGAGGGGAGGGAGGAGAGAGUCUUCAUUCCUCCACAGAGAACAGAGAAAUGGAGUCGCAAGAGAACUGCCAUGAAGAUUAAGAGACUAAGUCCCAACCACAGAGUGAACGACGUACUGUGCCUGGGUGCUGGACCAAGUGCCUCUCUCCAUGGCAAAUUUGAGUAUGGACCUCUGGGGAUGGUCUCUCUCGUCAAGGAACUGGUGGAUGUGUACCUGCUGGUCCAGACAGGCAGGGCAAACUCCUGGCAACACCUGGACACCAUGGCAACUGAUAAACACGGCAGAGCCUCCUACACUAUCACGAGGAGGUUACCAGUUGGAGUGCAUCCCAUCAAACUACUUGUCCGAGGAGACCACACCACAGCAGGCUGCAACCUAUUCAUAAUGCCGCCCCACACUGAGGCAGUGGUAUUCAGUCUCGACGGAGCUCUGGCUGACAAUUUCUCUCUCUCUGGCAAAACUAUGAAGUGCAAGCCGGGAGCUGUGCAGGUAGCAAGUCACUGGAGAGACCUGGGCUAUCUCCUUGUGUACCUAACUGGAAGACCAGAUGUACAGAAAGACACAAUCAUGAAAUUCCUUGCAGCGAAUGGGUUCCCUCUCGGUGUGGUUGCCUGUGCCGACUCCAUUACUGACCCUCACCUCAAGACACUCUAUCUCGCCAGACUCAUUAAAGAGGCAAAGAUGAUAAUCCAGACGGCCUAUGGCUCCCACCGCCACCUGUCUGUCUUCACAGAGCUGGGACUCCAGAGAGAUCAGAUCUACAUUCUCUGCAGAAAAACCAACAGAAAAGAGGCUGAGGAUUGCCAGGUGAUAGGAGGCUAUGUGGAGCAUGUGCAGGAACUCGUGAAACAAGGCCAACGCCCCGCCCUGUCCAGUGUCAUACCACUGCUGGGCAAACACACCUGCUUCGCUCUGCCAGGAAACCAGAGGCCAGAGGGGAGGAGAAGAAAGACACGGACUGAAGUGAAAUCAGAGUCGGACGGCUCCCCAGACAAGUCCCAACUGGGGACUGACGCAGGGGAAGAGGCAGCAUCCUCCAUUGCCUCCUCUCACCAAGAUGCUGAGGUAGUGUCGGUGAAGACGGUAGCAGAAACAGGAUGUAUGGUGACGACGUACAAGAGCACGGGAGAGUCCGUGGCAAGAAAUGGAGUGAAGGUCAUGCUUCACAGCAGAGACCUGUGGGCCAAGUUCCACAAGUCAACCACUGAGAUGAUUAUCACCAAGGCCGGCAGGAGGAUGUUCCCGGUAAUCAAGAUCAGUGUGUCCAAUUUAGAGCCUGAGACGAAGUACAUCAUUGCGAUGGACAUUGUGCCAGUGGCCGACAAUCGCUACAAGUUCCACGAUUCUGAGUGGGUGGUGACGGGGAAGGCGGAGCCGACCUCCCCGGGGAGACUCUACAUUCACCCUGACUCGCCGGCCCCUGGGGCUGUCUGGGAGAAACAGAUAGUCUCCUUCCAAAAGUUGAAGAUCACCAACAACAACCUUGACCAGCUCGGAUAUCUGAUUCUAAACUCCAUGCACAAGUACCAGCCGAGAGUCCACGUAGUCAAGACAACGGGAGAGAAAGACCAGUUGAAGGAGUUUCCUCAGAGCAGUGCAGGCAGCGACUCUUUCAGCACCCACAUCUUUGAGGAGACUCAGUUCAUGGGGGUCACUGCCUACCAGAACCAACAGAUAACCCAACUCAAGAUAGAGUACAACCCAUUUGCCAAGGGGUUCAGGGGCUGUGAGCUGGCAGGACCUAGAAGAAGUGGGCCGGGGUCCAGCCCUCCUCCGACAGAUACAGACCCUUUCUUUGUGAGAGAUCUAGGGCUCUACUCACAGGCCCACGUCAUGCCAGGUCACCAGCACUUGUAUCCUCCAGACACCAGCACUCUGUCAUACAGAGCACCUCUGGGGCUGUCAGCGAGACACCCUGCCCACCUCAGCCCACCCUACCAGAUCUCCAGUUCCGCGGCCGGCAGCUCAGGCAGCGGAGGUCCCAGCCUCCCCCAGCUCCCUCACCAAUACCCCCAGCCUCCCCACUUCCCCUACACACCCUCCACCAACCCUGGCAACACCUACAGUGCCAGUCCGGCGUUCCAGUCGCGACAGAAUCUCCCGUACUCCGUGCUCCAGCCACUCCCGACCUACCUCUCCGGGCUCCCACCUCACACUGUUGGCUACGUGUCCCCGGCAACUUCGGCCUACUCUGCCCUCGCCCAGGGAUCCAGUGGCUCUGCGGGACAAGCGUCUGGUGCAGCUGCCUUCCCCAGCUCCGCAGAGUCCUUCUCUCCGGCGCCACAAGGGCAGCAGCCGCCCAGUGACCCCCAGCAGCAACAGCCAACGAACCCUCCGCAGGGUUGGAACCCCAACCCCCCUAAUUACCCCUAACGAACACUGCACCCCAAGUCAGCACUUGUAGGUCGGCACAAAGAUGUAGUUGGUUUAUCACACCCUCUUAUUUCACUCUCCUCCUCUCCUCCUCUCCUCUUCUCUUCUCUCUCUCUCUCUGUUGUGUAGGGACAAUUUUCUCAUCUCUGUUGUACUCACUUGCACUCAGACAUCACUUUAGACAACAGAUACCCAUACUGCUGAGCCUCCUAGUCACACACCAGCCUCAGAACCAUAUUAUAGACUGCUACUUAAACAGGUAUUUCCUGGGUUUUAUAUCCCAUGUUAGCAAAACUCUCUAUUUAUUGUUUGACACUGCGUGCUGUGUGUCGGCUGCUGGCUAGCAGGACCUCAGCACGAAACAGAAUUUUUAUCACAACGUUCACUAAUACGCCAGACCACCAUUAACUGUUAGAACUGCCUUCCUUCCUUACCCACCACUAGAUUUGUACCACCACUGGCUUGCUGCUGUCACCACCACCCUCUCUCUCUCUCUCUCUCUUUCUCCUCCGUAGCGUUUGUCACCAGUCAUCGUUUUCUGUAUACAGCUGCCUGUAAAACACACUUACCACAUGUGUUUGUUUAACCUCCGAUGAUAUAGCUAUAUAGUGUGUAUUAUUAUAUUAUUAUGAC